UACGCAGCAUUUGCUUCUAAUCCCGCCACGCAAACGCAUUUGGUUCACACACACCACGACCACAAGCCUACACAAGUCAUUUCUCACCGCCCGUUUGACCUAAUGAUGACCGAACGGAAGAGGCGGUCGGACGAGAGUCGGGACUUGGAGGGCCAGCCCCAAGCAACGCUCGCAAAGAAGCGCCAUACGUCAAAGGAGACCGACUUCCAAGCCCUAUCGGCCGAAUUUGACGAGAAUGCACAAAUGCUCGACCUGUUUCAAAAGGAGGCCAUUUGGCGGCAGAUGCAAGAGUACAAGCGCGAUGCCCGCAGAUCUCAGCAGCGCGCUAGCGAUCUCGAACGCCGCCAGGAGCAGUGGACGAUGCGGAUAGGCCGGCUAUGCCAUGCGUGGGACCAGGCUGUCGCCCAGCUUGACACAAUCAUCAACAGCGACACCAGCGAUGGCAGCCUGUCCUCUGCACACCCGUCAGCAGUGGACUCGUGGCUCGGCAUGCUGCUGCCGACCAAAAUCGCCGAGACAGCAGACGAUGGCAUGGCCACGGCUGACAGCAACUCUGCUGUUGAAAAGUCCGAUGUCGUACAAACCAGCUUGCAGCGCUUCAAUAGGGCCGUGCAGACAAUUUUACGCCAGCUUGAAAGCAAGAGCACGUCCCCUGUUGACUGGCAGUCGGCGAUCGAGCGUCUGUCGCGUAUGCGCACCAGCGAGAAAGAGGUAGCUGACCUUCGCUCCCAAGUGGCCCAAUUCUCUCGGCAAAUUGCUGAGGAACGAGAGCAGCUUGAAGCCAGCCAGACCGAGCUACGGCGGGCGCUAAAGAAACUCGACCGCUCGGUCUGUCCAACAGUGCAAGCACUCGACGUGGAGACCCAGCCGCAUCAGCAAAACAGUGGCAGCAGCCCGCAUAGCCACGCUCCUCCGAACACAACAGCGAUUGCCAACGGCGCAGUUUACUCGCGCGCCGGCAGCCCGUCUGCAGCAGGCAGCCCAGCACAGCAGCAAACAGCACAGCAGCAACAGCAGCUGCAACAGCCACAGCAGCCACAGGAAGCCAACGACAAAACCGACUACCGCGAGCUUGCCGAGCGCCGCCUGUCUGAGAUUGAGGAAAAGGUUCGCGAAAACGCCGAGAUUCAGAAGCAACUUGAUGCGCUGCGGCUACAAAUCUCCAACAUCCCCGACCACAUUAUAGCUGAAACCUCACUGUUCAAGCAAGCGGAGGCCAGCCGCGAAUACUACAAUGCAGAGUCGCUACGUCUGCAGGCCGAAGUCGACAGGCUGUUCAAAGAGGUGGCGGAGCUCAAAUCGUCGCGGACAGAGUUUGACAUGUCGCUGCAGGCCGCGGCCAACUCCCAGCGCCAGAUUCUGGAAGCCGAGCUGCAGCGGCUGCAGACCGACCUCGUGCGUGUGCGCAACCACCGCGACCAGGUCCAGCGCGAGCUCGAGUCGCGCCGCGCCCAGGACACGGUGGAGGACCAGAAGAGCACUGAGCUGAAGCUCCUGUCAGACGUACGCCGUGAGCGGAUGAACUCGCUGAUCUCGGAGAACAAGCGUCUGCUGGCGUGCAUUGCGGUGCUCAAGGGCGACCGCAGCGCGUUUGAGACGUAUACGGAUGAGGAGCUGAGCAAAACCACGGCCGUCGCCGACGAGCUGCGGGCCAAGCUGGACCAGGCGCUGCGGCGUGAAAAGCAGCUGUCCGCACAGCUCGCCGCAAGCUCGCAGCCUGACGCAAGCCAGCUUGCAGCCGAUCUGACGCGGGCGCAGGAGACUGCGGACUCGCUGCAGAAGCGGCUGGCCAAGUACGAAUCGAUUCUGGGCGGGGCAUGCGUCGACGAGCACGGCCAGAUGCUGGCAGAGCUGCCUGACAAGGCCGGCGAGCUGGCGCAGAAGCAGAGGCAGGUCGACGAGAUGAUCCUGCAGCGCGACAGCCUGCAGCGCACGUCGGAGAUGAUGGAGCGCGAGCUGCAGACGAUCUGCGACUCGUUCACCAAGCUGGAGAAGCAGAACACCAGCAAGGUCUGGGAGCUGGCCAGCAAGGAGCAGCACAUCUCGCGUGUGGUGGCCGAGAAGUGCAAGUACGAAGAGAAGUUUAUCGGGCUCAACAAGGACCGCGAGGCGCAGAAGCAGGCCAACCAGGCCCUGCGGCACCAGAACCAAAAGCAGCUGGAGCACAUCAAGACCAUCGAGGAGCGCGACCGGGCCAUGGCGCAGGAGCUGUCGCUGGCCAGCGCCGAGACACAGCAGGCGACGCUGGCAUGGCAGGGCUGCCAGACCAAUCUGCAGGAGUCCCAGCGGCGGACACAGGAGCUCGAGGAGCAGGUGCGGGCGCUCGAGGAGAAGCACCGCGUCGCGACGCAGAUGCUGGACGAGCGGACAGACAGCCUGUCGCGGGCUGAGCACGAGCGGCGGCGCGCCGAGGAGGCCCUGGAGCUGGCCAGCAAGCGCGUCAGCGAGGCCGAGAAGAUCACCGACCAGAGCGGGCUGGCGCAGAUGUGCGCCGACUACAAGGCGCUGCUCAAGUGCCCGACAUGCCAGACACACUUCAAGUCGCAUGUCCUGCUGCGCUGCAUGCAUGUGUUUUGCAAGGAAUGCAUCGACUCGCGCAUCGAGACUCGGCAGCGCAAGUGCCCGUCGUGCAGCGAGCCGUUUGGCGCAAAGGAUGUCAGGCAAAUCUAUCUGUGACGAAGAAGCUUUUUUCAG
Messenger RNA from Linderina pennispora, 2694 nucleotides. Its product is annotated as E3 ubiquitin-protein ligase BRE1. The record is from RefSeq and is a predicted model, not a curated record. Bases 106 to 2676 code for a protein of 856 amino acids. Gene Ontology annotation, cellular component: nucleus; HULC complex. NCBI's taxonomy places the organism in Eukaryota, Fungi, Kickxellomycota, Kickxellomycetes, Kickxellales, Kickxellaceae. The transcript is spliced from 3 exons. Gene Ontology annotation, molecular function: metal ion binding; ubiquitin protein ligase activity.